Molecule: messenger RNA, 1347 nt
Organism: Colletotrichum higginsianum IMI 349063
Lineage: Eukaryota; Fungi; Ascomycota; Sordariomycetes; Glomerellales; Glomerellaceae
Product: O-methyltransferase
Exons: 2
Coding region: 1-1347 (448 amino acids)
Molecular function (GO): O-methyltransferase activity
Source: RefSeq, a predicted model, not a curated record
AUGCACUAUUGCCUCUUCGUAAAUGUCGCCCAUCUUGGCGAAAAGGGGUUUCCGCAACAAUGCCAUAAGGCGGGCGAAGGUCGUCCUUCCCGCUGUUGGGCUCGUCCCGUAAGCUUCGUUCCUUCAGCACUUCCCUCUCCCCCUGGCUCACACAUAGACGGAACCAUGGCCACCGCAGACGCGCUGAUAGCGAGCCUCAAAGACGUUGACGGCGAUGCCUUCACGGACAAGGCCGAGCGGGUACGCGCGCGGGACGCCCUCUACGAGGCGUUACGCAAGGUCCAGACGCCGUGGGACAUUGCCUGGGACCACAUCGUCGUCAAGGGCGGCGGCAACGCCGCCAUCAAGACGCUCAUCGACGCCGGCGUUUUCAAGAAGUGGCACGAGGCCGGUGGCGGGCACAUCACCUGCGACGAGCUCGCAGAGCUCACCGGCGCCGAUGCCCUCCUCAUCCGACGCAUGAUGCGUGCCCUAGCAGGCCAGCGCCUCGUCAUCGAGACCGACCUCGACACCUACGCCCGCACGCCGUGGGCGCGGGCCCUCGGCGAGGACGCGCCCCUGCCGGCCAUGUACGGCGGCUUCUACGGCGAGCUGACGAACCCCAUGUUCCGCAGCCUGCCGUACUUCCUUAGGGAGACGGGGUACAGGAACCCGACAGACCGGAAUAACUGCAACUUCCAGCGCUGGCAGGGCGACCCGGACGCCGUCUUCUUCAAGUACGUCGGCACGAACCCGCUGCUGACGUCCGACUUCAACGACGUCAUGGAGUGCCACUCGCGCGACAAUCUCACGCCGUGGCCCGACGUGUACCCCACGAAGCGGCUCCUCGAGGGCUUGCACUCGGAUCGUGCCGUCGUCGUGGACAUAGGCGGCGGCAAGGGGCACGAUUUGAAAAAGUUUCAUCUUCGGCACCCACAGGUCCCCGCGCGGAGCCUGAUCCUCCAGGAUCUCCCCGACUUUCUCAAGAACGUCGAGCCGGACCCGGCUUUCACGAUACAGCCCUACGACUUUUUCACGCCGCAGCCGGUACGCGGGGCACGGGUGUACUUUUUGCACAACGUGCUGCACGACUGGCCUGACCCAACAGCCGUGGAAAUCCUCAAGACGAUAGCUGAGGCUAUGGAGAGGGGGUAUUCGAAGGUACUGAUCCACGAGAGCCUCAUCAGUGAGAAGGAGCCGCUGUGCAAGGUGACGGCGACGGACAUGAUCAUGAUGGCUGGGCUGGCGUCGGCGGAGCGGACCGAGGGGCAGUGGUGUGAUCUAGUCGCAAGAGCGGGCUUGCGGGUGGUGAAGAUCUGGAGGCCGGUGCAGGCGGUCGAAAGUGUCAUCGAGGCGGAGCUCGCGUGA